Molecule: messenger RNA, 2083 nt
Organism: Triplophysa dalaica
Lineage: Eukaryota; Metazoa; Chordata; Actinopteri; Cypriniformes; Nemacheilidae
Product: methyltransferase-like protein 17, mitochondrial
Exons: 15
Coding region: 1-1419 (472 amino acids)
Biological process (GO): translation
Cellular component (GO): mitochondrial small ribosomal subunit
Molecular function (GO): methyltransferase activity; structural constituent of ribosome
Source: RefSeq, a predicted model, not a curated record
AUGGAAAGACGGAUGAUGUCCUGUGAGGACAGCGAUUGGCUCUUGUCUCAGACCUUCCCCGAGGUGAUUGGUCGAGUGAUGAACACUCUGCUCGUGACCUCUACACAUCAGAGUACCGUGGAGCCUCUCAUCCAGGCAAACUUCUUGAAAGGUUCUCCUCAUAGAAAGCAUCCGGGUGUGACGAACCUCAAAACAGUGCGUCUGCCCGAACCGCUGCAGGAUGCGGCGCUCUCCGUCUUACAAAGGGCAGAGGUUAAAGGUCUGACUGAAAGGGCACAAAAACUGGCAAACUUCCUUUGGAGCAGGAAGCGGGCAGCAGAACCCUCACAACUCCGGGAGAAAGCCCGUCUUCUUGAGAGGAAAUAUCUGGAUGAAGAGAGGGAUAGCCAUAAAGAUGUUGGUGACCGUCAACUAGAGGCUCGAAUUAAAAAGAAAGUGUUAUCAGAACUGAGACAAACAACAUACCACAGGACUGUCCUCAGAUAUGAUAAACAUCUUGGCUUGCUGUACGCGGCUGCUAGACUCGCAGGUGGUUAUGCUGCUGUCCUCCGAGCACUGAAUGAGAUAAAGACGAGAGAUAAUUUAUUUGUACCAUAUUCUCUAUUGGACUUUGGAUCAGGACUUGGUUCAGGGGCUUGGGCGUCACACUCACUCUGGGGAGACCGUUUGAAGGAGUAUGUUUGCGUGGACAGCUCUGGUGACAUGAACACAUUAGCAGAACAGUUAAUAGGAGGUGGUGAGAAAAUGGACAAUCCAGUGAUCAAACAAGUACAUUUCCGUCAGUUCCUCCCUGUUUCUCCAAAGGUUCAGUUUGAUCUUGUGUUAGCUGCUUUCUCUCUGUCAGAACUAUCAACUCUGAACGAGCGACUGAAUGUUAUUCACACUCUUUGGAGAAAAACCAACGCCUACCUUGUACUUGUGGAGAAUGGAACCAAAGAUGGUCAUCAAAUUCUUAUGGAGGCCAGAAAUGCUAUACUGAAGGGAGAAGAGGAGGUUAUACAUGACAUGAGGAGACCAGCUGUGUUUGCCCCUUGCACUCAUGAGCUGACUUGCCCCAAGUUGAUCAAGCAACCUGUAGUUCCCUGUAACUUCAUCCAGUUCUACGAUUCUCUGCCUUUAUCCAGGAGCCAAGAAAGACAGCAGGAGAAGUUCAGUUACCUCAUCAUAUCCAGAUCAAAUGAAGAGAAGACUCUGCAGAAUGAGGGUUUUGAUAUGAGCAGACUCACGGCACAAGUCCGUCGUAGACCCAGACAUGUUCAGUGUCAGCUCUGUUGCUCUGAUGGAGAACUCAAACAAGUGGCUGUAACAGCUCGUCAUCAUGGAAAAGACAUGUACAGCUGCGCCCGAAACAGUGCCUGGGGAGAUCUGUUGCCAAUGUUUCAUGAGGAUGACGACACUAUAAUGAAUGAGAAUCCAUGAAGUUCAUCUACUAAUGCUGUAUUAUUAUCAUUUCUAUUUUCCAGUCAAAGCAAUUUAAUCUUUGUGAUAUUUGUUUGCAAAUAAACACAUUUAUUAUUGAAGUAAUUUUUUUCUCUAUACGGCACGGUAUUUUCUUACAAAAUGAAUAUUUUAUUGCUAGGAAUGGAAAACAUAGCUGUUUAUGAAAAUGUAUCAACAUUGAACAAUCAAAUCUACCCUGGUUACAAUCCUAUCUUUUGUAUUUCAAAAUAAAGACCUUAUAAAGCCGCACACAAUAAUGCAUCAGAUCUUACUGAAUCUUUUAAGAUGCUUUUUUACACAAUGUAACUAUUAAUAUAAAAAAAGGCAGGUUUUUGUUUAGCAUCUAGUGUGACUGUGAUCACAUUACUGUGCUCGCUCAUCUGGUCAGAUGAAGUCCUGAGAGGACGAAUGCUAAACACAUGAACAUAACUUCUACACUGAGCCUAAUACUCACAGGGUGUGUGCUUUUAAAUUUUCAAAAUCUUGUGUUCUGUGUCCCGUGACUUUUAAGCUAAGAUUCUGAUUUACUGUUCCGUUUCCAGUGUCCUGGGGACUUUUAAUUUAUGUCUGUUUUAUUCUACUGUUUUAGUUUUUAGUCCUUUGUAGUUUCUUUGUUCAUUGGUUCCCCAUUGAUAAGUCAAAC